AUGAUUGAUACACGAGGUUCUCCUGAAAAGAAAAUUGAACAUAUAUCCAGGAAUCAGGAAAACAGCACUGCAAACGCCAUCAAGAAUAGAAAAGCAAGCCCAGUACCUAAAGACCACCGGACUGGAAAGAAAACCUCAGAUAAUUUGUCAGUACACGGUCAGGUGCCAAAGGCGAAUGAUGAAUCUGAAAGUGAUUUUGAAUCAGACCCCCCUUCUCCUAAGAGCAGUGAAGAGGAGGAGCAAGAUGAUGAAGAAGUUCUCCAGGGAGAACAAGGAGAUUUUAACGAUGAUGAUACUGAACCGGAAAAUCUGGGUCACAGGCCUCUCCUCAUGGAUUCAGAAGAUGAGGAGGAGGAAGAGAAGCACAGCUCGGAUUCUGAUUAUGAGCAGGCCAAAGCCAAGUACAGCGACUUGAGCCCCCGCUACAGAGACGGGUCUGGCAGCGGCCCGCUCCCAGAUUCUGGUGUAACACUCCUCGCGCCAGCCCAGUUCCCCUCGGAUGCUAGAGCCGAGGCUCCCAAGCCCGAGUUUGAUGUAUUUGGCGCUGUCCCCUUCUUUGCAGCGCGUGCGCAACAGCCCCCACAGGGCGGCCAGGGGAAGGACCUCUCCCCUGGGCCCCGGCUUCCUGCAGGGGGACUCGAGCCGGAGGAGUUUGAUGUCUUCACCAAGGCGCCUUUCAGCAGGAAGGUGACCGUCCCCGCCUGUCCCCAGAGUGUCGAUAUCUUUGGGUCGACUCCAUUCCAGCCCUUCUCCACGGCCACGAGCAGAAGCGACAGCCACGAGGACCUUUUUGGGCUGGUGCCCUUUGAGGAAAUAACUGGGAGUCAGCAGCCAAAAGUCAAACAGCGGAGUUUACAGAAACUGUCCUCCCGCCAGAGGCGCACGAAGCCGGAGGUGGCCAAGAGCAACGGGAAGCGGCAUCACGGCACCCCGACGGGCGCCAAGAAGACGGCCAAGCCCGCCUACCGCACCCCGGAGAGGGCCCGCCGGCACCGCCGGGUGGGCCGCCGGGACUCCCAGAGCAGCAACGAGUUCCUGACCAUCUCGGACUCCAAGGAGAACAUCAGCGUCGCUCUGACGGAUGGCAAGGACAGAGGGCACGGCCUGCAGCCCGAGGAGAGUCUGCUGGACCCCUUCGGGGCCAAGCCCUUCCACCCCCCAGACCUGCCAUGGCACCCCCCUCACCAGGGCCGGAGCGACAACCCCGUCCUGCCCGGGCGAACUCGUGGUGCAGAGCAUCCCUCCACAUCAGUCCCAACAGCCCCAGCCAGUUGA
Vicugna pacos (alpaca) is the source of this 1275-nucleotide messenger RNA. NCBI's taxonomy places the organism in Eukaryota, Metazoa, Chordata, Mammalia, Artiodactyla, Camelidae. The record is from RefSeq and is a predicted model, not a curated record.